UGUUAGCGCUCGCGGUGUUUCCCUGCAGCGUCUCUGAUCUGAGCCGAGCGCGUUCACACCUGGUGGGACGGAGGCGAGCCGUUUGGCGACAGACGCAGGCAGCUCCAGAUUUAAUCACUUGAGGAAUGUGGUUUCAUUAGGAGGACAGUCCAAACCUGGAUGUUUGCAUUUAUUUCAACUUCGGCGUAACUUUCACCAAUUUCCAGGUAUGGCUACAGGCGGGUUUAAGUCAAACGCAACCACUGACUUUUUGGAGGAGUGGAAGGCGAAACGGGAGAAAAUGAGGGCUAAAAUGCUGGGGGACAUAGCAGCGGCCACUGGGGUCCCCAUGAGCCCCAGCAGCAGCAGCAGCAGCAGCCGCGCGCCACCGGGCUCCGAGCCCAGCGCCAACCCGGACCGGAGCGCCUCCGCUGGGAACUGCCGCACCUCCUCCACUACCUCCUCCUCCACCACAGUGGCUCGGUCCCCCUCCAGCGGAGCGCUGAACAGACCGGAGGAAGAAGAAGCGCACCUCCCGGCCGCAGCCCCCACCGCCCAGGGGAGCAACCUGAAGAAGGCCCCGCCUCAGAUGGAGAAGGCUCGGUGCGCUUCUCCGGACUCCAGCUCCAUGAUGGCGUGCAAUGACAGCGACAAGGACAGUCCGUCACCAUCACCCAGCAAAGGGAAGGAGAAGAAAAGCUCUGGUCCCAGUGCAAGGAAGGGCAAAGGACAGAUAGAGAAGAGGAAGUUAAGGGAAAAGAGGAGAUCAACAGGUGUAGUCAGCAUACCGUCCAAUGAGAGCCUAGAUGAGCUGGAUGAUGACGAUGCAGGAGAAAAAGACAGAAGGGAAGAAGAGGAGCUGGUUCAGGCCAACACUUUCCAGAACGAGUCCCUGAUAGUUGACCCAGCUACUGGCUACUUGGUGGAAACCCCAAGAGCUGGAUCUGGACGUUAUAAGAGCUCUGCAAAACAGGAGAUGGAAGAGGAGGCCGGUGGGAGCAGCAGACAGAGAGAAAACCGCCACAGCAGAGAGGGUGGAGGUGGUAGUCUGGAGAAGAGGGUGGAGGAGCUGGAAAUGGAGCUGGCCAUUGUUCUCCAGGAGCAAUCCAGGUUGCUGAAGGCCCUGCAGGACAAAGAGGAUAUAAUUGAGAAGCAGAAAGAGGAAAUCGAAUUGCUGAACCUGGACCUGGAUGAGAUUGAAGAUGAGAAUGAGCAGCUCAAACAGGAGAACAAGACUCUGCUGAAGGUGGUGGGACAGCUGACGAGGUAGAGCUGCUCCAGCGACGCCAACAACUCCCUGACAUCAGAUCCUGCAGUGUGGCCUGUAUCUGUUUCAUUUGGUGUAGAUUACUUUAGCUUGUCAUCAUUUAAGUCAGAUGCUGUUAAUUUGCCCCCUUUUCACCCCCCUGUAAUUACUUUUUGUACCCAUUUUUUAUUAGUACGAAAUGGGGCCAAUUGAUGUUUCAUAGUAACUUCAGUCAAGAAGCUCCUUUCUAUCUGGUUUGGCAUCCAAAUUUUAGUCAAUUUUCUACAAUCAUUCUUUUUCUGCUGUUGAAAUGUGGUUCUGUGGAUGUAAUACACUAUAUGAACCAGCAGGAGGCUACUUGGGUAUUCUGGUUUAAUCAGUGUUACUUGAUCUAUUAUAUUUAGGAGAUCUUUAUGAUUUAAACAUGGAUUACAUCCAAAAUAAAAAGAGCUGGAGGGUAGAAUAUGACUUCUGAGAAAACCUUUCAUCUAAAAGAGUUAUUUAUCUCUAAAUGCUGAAAACAUUUGACAAGAAAAAUAAACUGCACAUGGGUACGAAAUGAAAAUAAGGGGCAAAUGAACUCAGAACCUUUGAGACUUAAAACCUUUAAGUGUAUUCCAAUCCGAGCUGAUUGGUGGGGUUUAUCUGACAUCGUAAACAUAUUUAAUGUAAAUGUGUUGUAUAUAGCCUGUUUAGAUUGUUCAUGUUCUAGAUUUGUCAAAUAAAGAAAAACCAUUGAAUGUAUACGCUCUAAUACCCAAGCACAGAAAAACAAAACAAAUUACUAGCAAAAAAAAAUCUUGCGUCCUGUGCAACGACUUUGAGUCGUGCAAAGAUAAAGAUCUGCUGCAUUUGGACCAAAUUAAACUCACUUUGACAGUAUCAGCAGCCAAAGUGCCUUAAAGUGCAUGAGACUUUUUUCUUUUUUUUUUUUUUUCUUUGAACUUGUUAAAGCCUGGUGCUUUAUUGAAUAAAUUGCAUUCCUGUUAUUCCAAUUUCUAAUAACCUUUUGGUAAAUUUCAAUCCAGUGGGAGCCUCUUAAAUCUUUAAAGUUAUGUCAAAAUGAAAUGAAGACGCCGAAAAUGUAUCAAUUCUGUAGUUUAUGCAUCUUAUUAACAUCUUGACUUUUAUUGUAGUCCGUGUCAAAAGGCUUUAGUGAUAUUUACAUGUUGCUACAAAUAGUGAUAGGUUUUCAGGUUCACCCAGGCUGCUAGGUGAACUAUUUCUUAUGAUAGUAAAGUGAAGUGAUGGAUCAAACUAUAUCCACUGUUUAGAUAAGGAAACAGACUUUAUGUUCGGUCCUGUGCAGAAACAUUUAUGACCUGUGAAUCUUCCCACAUUGUUACAUCAAAGCCACUUACAUCUUUGUAUAUUGUUGGGGUUUUAUAACAAGGGGUGAUUUCAAACGUUGUGGCGUAAUUGUGAAGGAAAAUGGAAAUAAUGCAGGUUUUUGUUUCAGAAAUUAAAAUCAUGUAAGAUUUGGUAAUCUAUAUCAAUCCAGCUUUGUACAUUGAUGGAGUAAAAUUUUGUACCUAUAUUUUUUG
Molecule: messenger RNA, 2769 nt
Organism: Cyprinodon variegatus (sheepshead minnow)
Lineage: Eukaryota; Metazoa; Chordata; Actinopteri; Cyprinodontiformes; Cyprinodontidae
Gene: pawr
Product: PRKC, apoptosis, WT1, regulator
Exons: 7
Coding region: 209-1249 (346 amino acids)
Biological process (GO): positive regulation of apoptotic process; apoptotic process
Cellular component (GO): cytoplasm
Source: RefSeq, a predicted model, not a curated record